AUGGGUCCCGGAGCCAAAGGUACUACUACUCCAUCCAGCUCCAGUUCACAAGCAUUGGACAGUCGCACUGCGGCCAGCCAGCACUCAGAAAAUUAUUCACCCUCUCAAUUGCCCGGGGAAGAGUCAGUCUACAGUAGCCAGGAAUACCCAAUCAAGUUUAUACUUGACGAGUCUGGUGGCAAAUAUUUAAUCGCGUGGGAGGGUCCAUUUGAACCGACUUGGGAGCCAAAGAGCUGCGCUAGUUACGCGGCUGUGCGUGCCUGGGAAGUUGAAAAGCAGAAAAGAUAUAUCUCUGCAAAACAGUACAAGGAACAAAGGCCGAGGAGAACUUGUCAGACUCCUCGUCGCAAAUCACUAGACUUCGUCUCUUCUUCAUCCCCAGGAAUCUCUACUCAACAGAGUAUUGAGGCCUCACAGCCAUCAUCCACCAACCUCAACUCAUCCAUCCCUUCUUUGUCCCAAGCAACUGCUUCCAGUGGUAGUAUAUUUUGCCCUGAAACCCAGUCUCAAAGCAUCCAGGCAUCCCGUGAAUCAUCUGCCCGUGUAGGCGGAAGCUCAAGUAUCGCUUCGACUGAGAACCAACCAUCAUAUCAUACCCAAACACCCAGGCGCAUCAAUCAAUAUAGUCAGGAAUCCAGUAUACCUGAUUCUACUGCUGCUACUUGGGUACUGGAAUCUACUGCCAGUUCAUAUACCUUACGUGGGCGAACACUAACUUCUACACGAGGACCGCCUCCGCAGCAGCUUCGCCAGGACACGGAUCAGAAUCUUGAAUUUCUAGCACGUACUUAUCAGCCAUCGCAGGGUACUAUUAGUACGAGUAGUGCUACCCACUCAUCUUCCAAAGAGCACAGCCAACGCAAAUUGCGCGAUCAGCUUUUCGGUCCCGAAGUGCUGGAAACCCCGCCCUCUCAAUUGCCCAUUCUAGAUAGGUUGGAGGGACUAUCCCAUCAAAUAGGUGAACCAAGCCUUGAAAACGACAGUCGGAUAAGCCGUAAGGUCACUGAUCAAAGCUUUCCUGAAUUUCAGACACCGCUCCGCAAUUCUAAUACGGUGACUGAAUCUUGCCAGUCAAUUCCGAAGUCGGAAUACCAAGGUGAAGUCAAUCAGCACAGGUAUUAUAAGGCUUCGCUGUCUCGUUCUUUUAUUGAGGAAUCCCCAUUAGCUGCCGCAAGUUCUUGCUCAAAAAACGACAACAGAACUCUUCGGAGGACGGUUAGCGAAGUGAUUCCAAAAAGCAAUAACCUAGAAUACCAACCUCACCUUAAUCGCCUGCCGGCAUCGGUAACCAUGAAUAGCUCACCGCCUGAUAGCAAUGCUUCUAGGGCCUCGGCAAAUGCCGAAGUAGAACGUCAUACACGGGCAACUAGUGUGUCUGAGAAAAUGAAGCAACUGUGGGACAGCGAUCGUGCUCUUAGGAGGCCCCUUAACAGCCUUCCCCAAAGUACGACGUCGUCUUCUGCCGGAGAUAUCUUGCCAUCUGCGCCACCGAAUGCGUCAGACAUCAUCUCACCUCUCAACUCACAGUUGGACAAAGAUACUGCGAAUGCCAUUGGAAACGAAGCACCAAGCUCUGUGCCCAUUCCAUUCGUCACUCCUCAAGCCUUGCAUUACAAUGUUGAGCAGGUUACCUCCGUUCCUGAGGCUCUAGAGUCAACCGUGCAAACGGAGACUACCGAGUUUGAUGCAUCUAGCCCGCAAGAGCAAAACCAAGAUGCAUUGGAACUGGAAGUCAAUGUCCUGACUCUUAGCGAGAUGGAAUUUGCCAUACCGCUGUCUAUGGACUGUCGGGUGAAGGAUGAAUACGAUAAUACCCUGGAAGGUGAGAACAAGUAUGUGGAAAAAUUUUUGGAAUCAUCGCCACAGUCGAGUGAAAUGGGAUCUCUUGAAGGAGAUAGCCAAGGACUGAUCACUAGAAUGGCCACUCUAGUUGAGAAACUUGACAAUAUUACGACACACCCUGAUAUCAACAUAGCUAGCCAGGCUGCUGGAACUUCUCCUGAUACAGCCAAAGAAGCUUUAUGGGCUGAAUACUCGAGCUCAAAGUUCCAAUAUCUUGGUUACCUUAUUGACGCCUCUAAUGAACUUGACCUACACAUUAUCAUAAUGGCGAAACCAGGGAGGACCGUUGAUGUAGUCAAGCGCUACUUGAUGGGUAAGAAUUUUAAUCAAGGGCCUUUCCCAGGAGGCGAACACGGAGACUCUCCUGCUGUUUUCAGCAAAGAGAAAGUCAGCUUCGAAGUACGGUCGACCACCGACGAGCGGGGCAUGCUAGCAUCGAGACCACCGUUUCUUAUCAUAGCCCUGGAUAGCUCCUUUGACGUCAACCUUGAAUCUGUAAAGAAGCUUAGGGUUGCUCAGGGUCACAGUACCCUUGUCCCCGUUGUCCGUUUAAUUAUCGCCAAUACCGUCGAGCAUGUCAAGGCAUGCCUUCCCAAAUGCACUGAAUUAACUAGACUUCGCUUGACGGUACAGCACACACUGGCUUGCAAUGAUUCAGCUGGAGAGCUACAAGACGAUGCUCUUGGUGUCCAGGAGAAUGCUGAAGAAACUCUGAUGUACGUCAUGGAUAACCCUGCUACCAGGACGUGGAAGCUUCCGUUUAUGGAAGCAUUGGAGAUAGAAGGGCAAGGUGAAACCCCUGGCUCAGAGCUUGACCCAAUGUCUUCUACCAAUGCUUCGCGGCAAAAGAGAUGGCUGGAGAGUGAACUUAGUGAUAGCACCAAUCCAUCAAAACGACAGAGAAUAACGCCGACUCAGGAUAUUACACAUGUUAGUGAUUCAGUGAGAGACCUAACGCAAACGGAUCAAAAUAGCAACCCUUCCGCUACACAAAGUCACACGAAUCAGUCUGCCGUCGAUAUUGAAGCCCUCCGUAACGCACUAACGAAUAGCAAAGCUAAAGUGAAGACGCUCGAAGCAAGUAUUGGUGCUCUACAAUACCGCUAUGAAGCGAAACAUAAUCUAUUACAUCAAACUCGACAUGAGCUUGAGAUAGAAAAAGAGAAGUCUCAAAAGUCACUGGCAAGGUUUGAGCGCCAGAAAGAAGAAAUAACAAGACUAAAGGACCGAAAUGCUGAGCUAGUUACCGAGUUGGAAGCGGCAAGGAGUACCAUCAAAUUCGGUGGUGGCUUGGAAUCUGACCUGGAAAAGUCUCGUGAAGAAAUCAGGAAGCUUGAAAAGACCAUGGCAAGUCUCGAGCGGACAGUCCAACAGGAACGUUCGCAAACAGAAUAUACCCGUCAACAAUACCAAAAUGCCUCCACUUCAGCUGCACAGUCGGCAAUGGAGGCCCGUCGGCUUGAGGAAAGAGUCCAGGAGCUGGAGAAGAAAGCAAAUGGCGAAGCAGUCAGGCUUAAAGAAUUGAAAAUGAAAAAAGAUGGGGAAAUGCAACUAGCUCGUAUUAAGGAGUUAGAAUCCUUAUUGGCCACGAGAGAGACUCUCUUGACGAGAAAGGAAGAGGAAAUUCGCGAAAUGAAAAAGAACCGCCCGUCGACUCGCGCAACAAGUAUGCAACCCCGGAGUCCCAAGUACGGCACUAGCCGGCCAUCUAGCCCGGGGCCAAACAAUAUCGGCUCGGCUGUUCGGGGGAGUGCCCUUAAGUUCCGGGCUGAAAUAUAA
Messenger RNA from Trichophyton rubrum CBS 118892, 3621 nucleotides. RefSeq lists its product as uncharacterized. Gene Ontology annotation, cellular component: HDA1 complex. NCBI's taxonomy places the organism in Eukaryota, Fungi, Ascomycota, Eurotiomycetes, Onygenales, Arthrodermataceae. The transcript has 5 exons. Bases 1 to 3621 code for a protein of 1206 amino acids. The record is from RefSeq and is a predicted model, not a curated record.